GAGGACAGGGGUGUUGCGAGAGACUAGGGCCAGAGCCCCACCUAGCCCCCGCCGACCCUCUCUCACUAUUCUGGACAAAGCAGCCUCGCAACAGACGAGCAACAGGGCAGUGACUGUACUUUCUGUGUCAGCGGUCCAGAGAUCUCUAGUCGGACUGUUUGGGAGGUGCUCUGUCUCUUACUUCCGGUGGCGGAGAAGAGCAGUUGCUAUGGUAAUCUGGAAAAGGCGGAGGUCUGUUCGGCUGCGCUGGGAGAUUCACGGAACUACUAAAGAGAAUUGGCUGCUCUUCUUGGUUUGUGAGCUGAAAUUAGGUAGCAACCGGCACUCUCUCUCGCUCUCUCGCUCGCUCUGCCCUCGCUAUGUGGCUGCCGCUCCCUCCUGCUACGUUUCCUUUUGUGUCCUCCUAAUAGCCCACGCAAGCCCCCGAAACACACAGGAAUGCAGCGUUGUGGCCAGAGGAAUACAAAACGGAGAGAGAUGUCUCCGAUCAGCUAUGACUGUUACAUAGUGCAGAGACGGUGACUGGAUGGCUCUCUGUUUUCACUCGGCCCUUUAGACGCCUUAGGCGCUUGUUAACUGUUUAUUUUUUUCCUGCUUAUUGUAUGUCUGGUUAUUUAUGGAGCCGUUUGCUACAUUGUACUCUCCAGGCCCCUGUCUCAGUCUUGGGCUAGAGUUUUAAAUAAAAAGGGGGUUUCAGAGCCCUAGGGGUCCAAUUAUACAUUUAUUUAAGCUUCAGUUUAGGCUCUCUUCAAAGGAAGGGAAAGAAUAGAAUUCUGGAACAUUUCUGCCCUGGGAUUUCUAUGUGAGAAUAACCCUAUUUGGAAAGAGCAUUUGAAGAAGAUCCUUAAAAAUAUGUUUUUAAAUUGCUUGCUGUAAAGUGAGUGCCCGUUCUUCCUUACUGGAACAGUUUUCUUGCACAUUUGUGAGAUGGCAUGCACGCAUAUGUGUUUAAAACUGAUGUUUAAUUAUGGUGAUACCAAUUUGCAGUAACCAGACUGUGACACCACAUCCCUAUGGGGUCCUUCUAAAUCUGGUGUAAUAUGAAAGUGUCAGGCAGGCGGUCUGUGUAUUAUAAAUAGGGUACUUCAUCCAUGAUAAGCGAUUAUUAUCUUUCUUUCCCAAGUGUAAAAGACCUACAUAAUUCAAGAAGGUGCCAGUGAUUUAGGCCUCCUGAGUAAGAAUCCAAUGAGUCCUGAAGGGGACUCUACCUGUGUCAUCUUAUUGUUCAACUUGAACUAUUCAAUUUAUUAGAUUGGAAUGUAUUUUCAGAAGUCAACGCAGGAUAAAGUAAUGUUGGAAGCCAUUGGACCACCAGCACAAUUUAGCACCUCAUAGUAGCCUUUGUUCAAUAAACCUUCAUCCAUGUUAACAGAAGAAACUACUGAAAUUUCAAAACUUACUGCUAACUGGGUGACAUCUCUGUCCCUCAAUUUCAUCAUCUGUAAAAUGGACAAAAAGUACCUGGUCAGUGUAGUAGAGGAUGAAAUAAGAUGUAUGAUUGUGUAUUAAUGUUUUAUGAGCAGAGGUUAUGUAUAUACCCCAAAUAUUACUACUAAUAAACUCAGUAAAGCCUGAUGGUAAUAAAUGAGACUUCAAAUAUUCAGUGAUUUGGCAUGUGCUGGAUUGUAGAAAUGUCAAUGAAAUGAUUUAGUUAAUCCUGCUAUGAAAGAAUGGCCAGCAAUCCUGGAAGUGAUGCAGCUUUGGGUACUCACAAAUCAAUGCUUUCAGGGAGUCCCCGAACAAAGAAAUUUCUACUAACUGAACAGGAGGUAUUUUAUAUGAAUUGUAGAGCCGCCUACUUAACUAUCUUCAAAAGCAGCCUGGAAAACAUUAUUUCUAAGGAUCAACUUUACCUAGCUCUUCAGCAUGCAGGAAGAAAUCCAUCCCAAAAGACCAUUAAUAAGUAUUGGACUCCUCAAACUGCCAAACUGAAUUUUGAUGAUUUUUGUAUCAUUUUAAGCAAGGAAAAACCUACUUCAAAAGCAGAAUUGCUAAAAUCAUUUAAACAGUUAGAUGCAAAUGACGAUGGUUCUAUUCUACACUCUGACCUUCAUAAAUAUCUAACGAAGAGAGGUGAGAAGAUGACUCAGGAAGAAUUAAAUGCUGUAAUAAAUUUGGCUGAUGUAAAUGCUGAUGGAAAGUUUGACUACAUUAAGUUCUGUAAAUUAUAUAUGACAACCAGCGAGCAAUGUCUCAAGACUACACUAGAAAGAGUGGAGGCUGAUAGUAAACUCAGGUGGCAGCAGUUUGGAAGCCACCUCGAAGGGUGCCCUGAAAGAGACGCAUCUCCAGCGCCAAAACCAUCACCUAGAAUCAUAAGAAAAAAUGACCAGGAAACAUUCUCAAGUAAAGGUGACCCAAGCCAUUCCUUACUGUCAACAACUAGAAAGUUCAAAACAUCUGUUUCCUUCACAAUUACCAUGAGUGCUAAUAGUAACCGAGAGUCAAAGUUAACAGAACCAAAUUUAAAGGACUGGCAGUAUGCACAAUCAAAAGGCUGUUUCUUUUUAGAAGAAGAUGGUGAAGUCGUUAGUCAUCAGUACAAGAUGCACAUAGCUCAAAGAUCUGUGCUUUAUCUAACAAUUAAGCCAUUAAAUCUGAGUCAAACUGAAGGAAAACGUUCCCCUUGGUUAUCGGUUGAUACGGCCUUAUAUAUUCUUAAAGAAAAUGAGGAUCAAGCAGAGCCACAGCUCAUGUGUUUUACCGAACUACAAAAUAGAGAAGUGUUUGGAUGGACUGGUGAACUAGGACCAGGAAUUUAUUGGUUAAUUCCUUCCACAACUGGCUGUAGGCUAAAAAAGGAAAUCAAACCAGUAACAGAAGAAGCCCAACUUGUAUAUAGAGAUGAAACAGGGGAAUUAUUUCUCACAAGUGAAUUUAGGUCAACUUUAUCAGAGAUAUUUGAAAUAAUUGAUUUAGAUGGAAAUGGUCUUAUUAGCCUCGAAGAGUACAAUUUUUUUGAAUUGAGAACAAGUGGUGAGAAGUGUGACGAGGAUGCUUGGGCUGUCUGCAGAGAAAACUUUGACACAAAGAAGAAUGAAUUAACAAGACAGGGAUUUAUGGACUUGCAUCUGAUGGAAGCCAAUGAUCGAGAAGGAGACCCCCUUGAUCUCUGGGUGACUCUACACUCGAUGGGCUACAACAAGGCUCUGGAGCUGACAGAGGCAUGCCCAUUUGUCAUCAAUAUCCAUGCAGAAAGAUGCAAGCCAAGAAUUAAAGCUAUCCAUAUGGAGACAUGCAGCGGGCAACUUGAGAGGGCCAUUUGCAAGUCCGUUCUUGAUAGAAGUGAUGCUAAAGUCAUGGAUGGCUAUGAAAAUAUAAUCGUACAUACUUGCAAUUAUGACACCUGGAUAACAUCAAUCAUUGAAAAUAAGUCAGAUGACAAAGUGAUUAUUCACAUCAACAAUGAACUGAGUAAAAACUGUGUCAACAACAGAGGACUUAGCAUCUUUGCAGUAGAAGUGGCCCCAAGAUCUACAAUGGUUUGUCAGCAUGUAAUGCCCCUGAAUGAACGACAAGAAUGGAUAUAUUAUUGUGUGUAUUCCCUUAUAUCUUAAAUAAUUCCACGUGGAACUAUCAAACUAAGAAAUAUUUUAGAUCGAAUCUGUUAUUUAUUAACUAAAUGCUCUUCCAUGUAAUUGGUAUGCUUAAUAAUCUGUUUCAUUUCUAUGCAUUUAUAUUUUAUGUCCAUGUUAUAUAUUUUAUUAUUAAAAUACAAAUAGUCUUCUAAAAAUGUGUGACUGUCUUGUUAAUUUAGUAGGAAAUAUAAAUACUUUUCGUUUUUUUAGAAAAUGAAAAGAAAAUUAUAGAUAGGAUUUUUUAAAGUAGUAUUCAAUGAUUUCCAAACUCUACACUUCCGGUUUGUCUUAUAAAAAUACUAAAAGAUGAUAUAAACACAAAGAUAGCCAUUGAAGGAUCUAACUAUUAAAAAGCUAAAGUGGAAUGGAAGAAACCUGUUUCUGUAUUAGGAAGCUAAAGCCUGUUGGCAAUUGCACAACAUUUUUCUCACUAGUGUGUCUGCAGCUUUCUUUCCACAGAGAAUUCUUGGAACAGUUGAAAGUAACCCUGUGGAGCAGUUAAGGAGAUAGUAUGUGGCAUAAAAAAAAUGGCAUCAAGCAAUUAAAAACUGUAUAUCAGUCCCAGUAACAGAGUACUUGGCCAGUGUCAGCUUUUGGAAUAUGAAUACUAUCUGGCAGAAGCUUUUUUUUGCCUACUAUAUUCAUGCACAUAGUUUAAAUGUAUUUGGAGUGUGGACCAUUCAUUUAGA
Onychomys torridus (southern grasshopper mouse) is the source of this 4267-nucleotide messenger RNA. RefSeq names its product EF-hand calcium binding domain 7 (gene Efcab7). NCBI's taxonomy places the organism in Eukaryota, Metazoa, Chordata, Mammalia, Rodentia, Cricetidae. The coding region runs from base 1671 to 3557 and encodes 628 amino acids. Gene Ontology annotation, molecular function: calcium ion binding. The record is from RefSeq and is a predicted model, not a curated record. The transcript has 14 exons.